AACUCAGACAGUCGUUGUGACUGAGAGGUGAAAUGGCGCAGAAAGGAGUUCAGCUGGACCGGGAAACUUUCUCUUGUUCCAUCUGUCUGGAUCUACUGAAGGAUCCGGUGACGACUACAUGUGGACACAGCUACUGUAUGAAGUGUAUUAAAACACACUGGGAUGAAGAGGAUAGAAAGGGAAAAUACAGCUGCCCUGAGUGCAGACAGACGUUCACUCCGAGGCCUGUCCUGCUGAAAAACACCAUGUUAGCAGUUUUAGUGGAUCAGAUGAAGAAGACUGGCCUCCAAGCUGCUCCUGCUGAUCACUGCUAUGCUGGACCUGGAGAUGUGGCCUGUGAUAUCUGCAGCGGGAGAAAACUGAAAGCCCUCAAGUCCUGUCUCACCUGUUCGGCCUCUUACUGUGAGAAACACCUCCAGCCUCAUUAUGAAUCACCUCCAUUAAAGAAACACAAGCUGGUGGAGCCCUCCGAGAAGCUGCAGGAGAACAUCUGCUCUCGUCACGAUGAGGUGAUGAAGAUGUUCUGCCGGACCGAUCGGCAGUCUAUCUGUUAUCUCUGCUCUGUGGACCAACAUAAAGGCCACGACACGGUCUCAGCUGCAGCAGAACGGACGGAGAAGCAGAAAGAGCUGGAGGUGAGUCGACAAAACAUCCAGCAGAGAAUCCAGGACAGAGAGAAAGAUGUGAAGCUGCUUCAACAGGAGCUGGAGGCCAUCAAUCUCUCUGCUGAUAAAGCAGUGGAGGACAGUGAGAAGAUGUUCACUGAGCUGAUCCGUCUCAUGCAGAAAAGAAGCUCUGAGGUGAAGCGGCAGGUCAGAUCCCAGCAGGAAACUGAAGUGAGUGGAGUCAAAGAGGUGGAGGAGAAGCUGCAGCAGGAGAUCAGAGAGCUGAAGAGGAAAGACGCUGAACUGAAGAAGCUCUCAAACACAGAGGACCACAACCAGUUUCUCCACAGCUACCCCUCACUGUCAGCACUCAGCCCGUCUACAUCCAGCAUCCAGAUCCGUCCUCGCCGCCGAUUUGACCACGUGACAGCGGCCGUGUCACGAGUCAGAGACAAACUGCAGGACGUCCUGAGAGACAAAUGGACAGACGUCUCACUGACUGAAGUGGAUGUUUUACUGUCAGAUUCACCAGCAGAGCCCACGACCAGAGCUGAGUUCUUAAAAUAUUCAUGUGAGAUCACACUGGAUCCAAACACAGCAUUCACACUGCUGUUAUUAUCUGAGGGGAACAGAAAAGCAACAUGCAUGAGUUAUCAACAGUCCUAUCCAAGACACCCAGACAGAUUCACUACAUAUAUUCAGGUCCUGAGUAGAGAGAGUCUGACUGGACGAUGUUACUGGGAGGUGGAGUGGAGAGGGAAUGGAGUUUGUGUAGCAGCUUCAUACAAGAACAUCAGCAGAGGGAGGUCGAAUGACUCUGUAUUUGGAUACAGUGACAAGUCUUGGUCUUUAGAAUGUUGCUACAACAAAAAUACAUUUUGGUACAACAAUAUCCAAACUCCCGUCUCAGGUCCUCGGUCCUCCAGAUUCGGAGUGUACCUGGAUCACAGAGCAGGUAUUCUGUCCUUCUACAGCGUCUCUGAAACCAUGACCCUCCUCCACAGAGUCCAGACCACAUUCACUCAGCCGCUCUAUGCUGGACUUCGGCUUGGUUACAAAUUAGGAGACACUGCAGAGUUCUGUAAACUCAAAUAACCAAAGUCAUUUAAGGGACAACAGGUUAAAAUGUGUCUUAACUCUUAAAGCUCCCAUAUUGUUCACCUUUGUUGUGUUUUAUAAGAAUAUACAUUUGUGGUUUAACGUUCUAAAAGCCAUCUGAGAUCAGUUGUUCAUCUGCUCUCUCAGCCUCCUUCUGCAGCUCCAGCAGCUCAGAUCAUGUUGGGCCUGUCUCAUUAAA
This is a messenger RNA of Centropristis striata (black sea bass), 1902 nucleotides long. RefSeq names its product tripartite motif-containing protein 16-like. Bases 33 to 1700 code for a protein of 555 amino acids. NCBI's taxonomy places the organism in Eukaryota, Metazoa, Chordata, Actinopteri, Perciformes, Serranidae. The transcript has a single exon. The record is from RefSeq and is a predicted model, not a curated record. Gene Ontology annotation, molecular function: zinc ion binding; protein binding.